This is a messenger RNA of Dentiscutata erythropus, 513 nucleotides long. NCBI's taxonomy places the organism in Eukaryota, Fungi, Glomeromycota, Glomeromycetes, Diversisporales, Gigasporaceae. The record is from the annotation of a GenBank genome assembly.
AUGAACCAGAAAAUACAACGACUUAAAGAUGUAUAUGAAAGUUUACUUCACGGUUUAACAUGCCACCCCACCCCUAAUAAUUGCGUAUUUCCACAUGUUACACAACAACUUCAGCAACAAAAUACUGCAGGACAAGAUUUCGAUGAUGAACCACCAACCAUUAAGCUAAGAGGCGCACCUUUUACAUCUAAGCUUUUUAAUGUGGUAAAAUUUGCAAAUGUUGUCCGUCAGGGUCAUCGUACAUUGGUUACCACUAUUCAGUUAUUCGAAGAUAAACAUAAGCUUAAUGAAAUAGGUAAAGAAAUACGCAAUCGUGAAAAGGAUGAAAAUAAGCUUAAUGAAACUGUUGACGAGUGUCAAGUUAAUACCAAAACAAUAAUAAUUUCACAAAUACCUACAAGAUCUCCAUACACAGUAUUAGACAUAUCAAUUAUAAACACGCAAACUGAAAUUCUUUCAAUCACCCGUCUUGAAGUCACUUGUAUUGGGUCUCCUACUCUCGUUCCAACAUAG